Orbilia oligospora ATCC 24927 is the source of this 2574-nucleotide messenger RNA. RefSeq lists its product as uncharacterized. The record is from RefSeq and is a predicted model, not a curated record. Bases 1 to 2574 code for a protein of 857 amino acids. The transcript is spliced from 5 exons. NCBI's taxonomy places the organism in Eukaryota, Fungi, Ascomycota, Orbiliomycetes, Orbiliales, Orbiliaceae. Gene Ontology annotation, biological process: glucan catabolic process. Gene Ontology annotation, molecular function: beta-glucosidase activity.
AUGCAGCUGAUUUUGGAUUCGAAGACAUGGGCAGAGCAGGUGGUCAAGAGCCUAACUCUUGAAGAGAAGAUAUCACUGCUUUCUGGUGCCGAUGUUUGGCGGACAACACCAAUACCUCGUGUUGGUAUCCCUGCCCUCAAGACGACCGAUGGACCUGUUGGGGUGCGUGGUAGCACUGUCACAGAUGGAACCACUGCCGCAUUAACUCCCAGUGCCGUAUCAUUGGCCGCAACCUUUGAUACUGAUAUCGUCGAGGGUAUUGGCCAUCUUCUAGCUACAGAAGUCGAAGAUAAGAAAGCAGAUGUACUUCUCGCGCCUACAGUAUGUCUCCAUCGAUCUCCCUUGGGAGGCCGUAAUUUCGAAUCCUUCUCUGGAGACGACCCUUUCCUCGGAGGCAAACUCGCAGCUGCCUAUAUUAGAGCAAUUCAAUCCCAUGGCAUAGCCACUAGCAUCAAACAUUUCGUAGCCAACGAUCAAGAAACUCGUCGAUUUAUAUUGAACCAACAUAUCCCAGAACGUGCCCUGCGUGAAAUGCACUUAGUACCUUUCCAAAUCGCCAUUCGAGAGGCCAAUCCGUGGACUCUUAUGACAAGCUAUUCAAAGAUAAACGGAACAUAUGCUAGUAAUAAUAAAAGAUUACUGCAGGGUAUUUUGCGUGAUGAGUGGGGCUACGACGGUCUCGUUAUCAGCGAUUGGUUUGGUACAAAUAGUAUUGUUCCAAGCUUGGAAGCUGGUAUGGAUCUUGAGAUGCCGGGUCCGGCAAGGAAGCGAGGCCAAAAACUGCUUGAUGCUGUUCGCCUCGGUCACUUGAAAGAGCGAACUAUUGAGAAGAGCGCCAAGAGAGUCCUUGAACUGGUUUAUAAAACUGGAAAACAUAACUAUCCACAUUGGAUUGAAGAACCCGAAGAGGCUAUCAACAGAUUGGAGCAUCAAGAAUUCCUGCGGAUGGCUGCCGCUGAUGGUAUUGUUCUACUAAAGAACACCAACAACCUCCUUCCUCUAAGACUGGAAUCGGGUUUACAGGUAGCCUUCAUCGGGCCAAAUUCCAGAGCCUCCGUCGCAGCUGGUGGCGGAUCCGCAAAUUUGAAUCCUCAUUAUCGAACCACCCCUUACGACUCUUUUGUUGAGAACGCAAACAUCUUUGCUCCAGGUGCAGUAACAGUGAAGCAUGCGGUGGGUUGCUUGUCAAAUAAGUGGAUACCAUUGGUUCCCGAGAAUUGUGUCUCGCCUGUUAACGGAGAGCACGGUCUCUUGAUGGAAUUGUUCGGCAACACAACAUUGAGCGGAGUCGCUGCUGCUUCUUCUCACAGAAAGACAUCGAUGCUUACAUGCUACGAUAAUAUUCCCAAGUCGUUCGGCCCUGGCAAGAGAUACUCAUAUCGUGCCACUGGUGUAAUCACCCCGAAGACUAGUGGGAACCACACCUUCAGUUUAGGGAGCUGUGGACCAUCCCGCAUGCUAGUCGAUGGUGUCGAAAUUAUCUCGCUCUGGGGAAGAACAAAGGACUCGGAGAGAUCCGAACUCUUUAUGGCCUAUGCAUCACCGGAACAAAGAUUCGAUAUGCGUAUGGAGGCCGGAAAGCCCUACACCCUUGUCGUGGAGGGGAUUUCAAGAGAGAUGGAUCCAAUCCCGGUUGAAUACUUUGCAGAACUCUAUAGGGAAGAAGUCAUGGACGGUGCUAGAGUUGGCUUCAUGGAGGAGGUCCAAACGGAUCUCCUUGGUGAUGCUGUCCAGCUUGCUAGAGAGUCUGACGUGGUAGUCAUGGUUGUUGGCAAAAACGUGGAAUGGGAAAGCGAAGCCUACGACAUGAAAUCAAUGGACCUACCUGGGGAACAAAACAAACUUAUCUCAGAAGUUCUAAAAGCUAACCCAAACACCAUAAUUGUAAACCAAUCUGGCUCUCCAAUCGCCAUGCCGUGGAUUGACCAAGCAUCCACAGUCCUGCAGGCUUGGUACCAAGGACAAGAACUCGGAAACGCCAUGUUUGACGUCCUCACUGGCCUUGUUAAUCCCAACGGAAAACUUCCAGUAACAUUCCCAAAAAGACUGGAGGACACGCCUACCUACCACAACUUCCCUGGCGAGAACGACCAGGUAUUUUACGGUGAAGGUAUCUGGCUUGGCUAUAGACAUUACGACAAGGCUCACAUCGAGCCUCUAUUCCCCUUCGGUUUUGGACUUUCCUAUACUACUUUCGAAUACAGCAACGUCAGGGUAUCCAGCCCAAUAUUCAGCCCGCAUAGAGACGUCACGGUAUCAGUCGAUGUGACGAACACGGGCUAUCUGUACGGCAAGGAAUCUGUCCAGUUCUAUGUUUCACAAAUUUCGAAGCCUGGUCUUCCUCGGCCGGUACGAGAGUUGAAAGGUUUCGCAAAGGUAGCGCUGCAGCCUGGAGAGACAAAGACUGCGCAAUACAAGUUGGACAAGCAUGCACUUGGCUACUUCAAUGAGAAGCUCAAGAAGUGGGUGGUGGACGAAAACGCGGAAUUCGAAGUCUUCGCUGCAGCCAACUCACGAGAUCUUCGAGGGUCCGCCAUCUUUAGCAUAAUGAACGGCAUGCAGUGGAUAAAAUAA